CUGCUCCGCAGUGCUGCCGCCGGAGCCGCGCAGCGCCAGCCCGGCCGUGCGCGGGGAGCGGCCCCGGCACUCCGGGACCCUGGCCCAGCCUGGCUGAAAGCUCUGGGUUACCGUCAUUGGCAUCGCUGCUGUCUGUAAGUGAGGUGAUUGAAUUGCCCAGUGUGCCACGUUGGUGCUUUUCAUCAGGGCACUGGUGUCCCUGAAGUCAGUCCCCGAGUGCCCCGGGAGCGGGCGAUGACCGACGCCGUGGUGGGCGGCAGCUCCGACCGGUGGAUGUGCCCCAGCGACAGGACCAUGUCUGUCCGAGCCAGCAGCGAGAAGGAGCAGCUCCCCUCCGGCUGGGGCGGCCAAGCCGACCGGCAGCGCAAGGGCGAGGAGCUGACGGAUGAGGAGAAGGAGAUCAUCAACAGGGUCAUCGCCCGCGCCGAGAAGAUGGAGGAGAUGGAGCAGGAGCGCAUCGGGAGGCUGAUGACCAGGCUGGAGGACAUGCGCCGGAGCGUGCUGGGGGACGGGGUGAACCGCUGCAUCCUGUGUGGGGAGCAGCUGGGGCCGCGUGGGUCUGCCUGUGUCGUGUGUGAGGACUGCAAGAAGAACGUCUGCACCAAGUGCGGGGUGCAGACCACCAACAACCGGCCCCACGCCAUCUGGCUCUGCAAGAUCUGCAGUGAGCAGCGGGAGGUGUGGAAGCGCUCUGGUGCCUGGUUCUUCAAGGGUUUGCCCAAGCAGAUGUUGCCCCAGCCGAUGCCUGUCAGCAAGAACAAGGGACCCCAAGCCCCGAGCGAGCCCAGCCCGGCAGAACCGCCCACCCCAGACCCCAAAGUGUCCUCCCGGGCACCCACCCGAGGUAGCUGCCUUUAUCCCUCUCCCGCAGGCAGCGACACGACGGCAUCCCCCAGGGGGAGCCGCAGGCCGGCCGAGGGCCGGGCGGGUCCGUGUGGCAGCGAGGACACCGGUGGGGACACCGAGAGCCGGGACUACGGUGCCGAGAGCGGGGUCAGCAGGAGCCCUGGUGUGAAGAGAACCAACUCCGUUCAAGCCUCACGGCCGCCCCCACCAGCCACUGCCGGACCCGCUGCGGGUCCCGCGCCGGCAGCAGCACCCGCAGCAGCGAGGCCGGGCCCCGGGGCGGGCGGGCGGUUCCCGGAGAGACAAGCGAGCCCACCGCUGGGACCCUCAGAGCCGGCCCGCGCUGCCGCCAGGGAGGAGCGAGGAGGGGGCUACGCUGCACCCCCUGCCAGGGAGGAGAGGCCGGCCUGGCAGCCCCCCGCCUUCCAGCAGCCCCCCGCCGCCACACCCGCAUCCGCAGCCCCGCAGCGGCAGCAGCAGCAGCAGCAGCAGCAGCCCCAGGAGGAGGAGGAAGAUGCCAACAGCUAUGACUCUGAUGAAGGCACCACGCUGGGAGCUCUGGAGUUCAGCCUGCUCUACGACCAGGAGAACAGCUCCCUGCACUGCACCCUCAUCAAGGCCAAGGGCUUAAAACCGAUGGACUCCAACGGCCUGGCUGAUCCCUACGUGAAGCUGCACCUCCUGCCUGGAGCCAGCAAGUCAAACAAGCUGAGGACGAAGACGCUGCGCAACACCCGCAACCCCGUGUGGAACGAGACCCUGGUGUACCACGGCAUCACGGAUGAGGACAUGCAGAGGAAAACCCUCAGGAUCUCAGUGUGUGAUGAAGACAAAUUUGGCCACAACGAGUUUAUUGGAGAAACUCGAGUUUCCUUGAAAAAACUCAAAGCGAAUCAGAAAAAGAACUUCAACAUCUGCCUGGAGAGAGUAAUACCAACAAAACGUACUGGAACAACCGGUGCAUCCCGUGGGAUGGCUCUGUAUGAAGAGGAGGUAGAUCGUGGUGGGGACGUGGAGGAGCGUGGGAAGAUCCUGGUGUCCCUCAUGUACAGCACCCAGCAGGGCGGGCUCAUCGUGGGCAUCGUGCGCUGCGUGCACUUGGCAGCCAUGGACGCCAACGGGUACUCGGACCCCUUCGUGAAGCUUUGGCUGAAACCUGAUAUGGGAAAAAAGGCCAAGCACAAGACACAGAUUAAGAAGAAAACGUUGAAUCCUGAGUUUAACGAGGAGUUCUUCUAUGACAUAAAACACAGUGAUCUGGCCAAGAAGUCACUGGACAUUUCAGUCUGGGAUUACGACAUUGGAAAAUCCAAUGACUACAUUGGCGGUUGCCAGCUCGGCAUUACGGCCAAGGGCGAGCGCUUGAAACACUGGUACGAAUGUUUGAAGAACAAGGACAAGAAGAUUGAGCGCUGGCACACCCUCCAAAAUGAGAACCACGUUGCCAGUGAUUAAAGGGAGCUGCUGCCCCACGCUCCCCAACAGCCCAUCCUCUGCCAAGCCCUUGUAGAUCUCUGAUGUCCGUCUUCCAGCGCAGUCAUGCCUUGCUACAGCCUCCGGUCCCAGGGCAGCGAUGCUCUUCUGCCUCCUCUGAGCAUCCUCCGUCCUCACCUCCACCUGAAAACCAACCCAGAUCUUUCAUAUUCUCUUCCUCUGUUUAUUUUUUGUUUUGGGAGGGAGGUCGUUGAGUUCCCCUGGUGUGUAAUUUUGUCAAGCAAUAGUUCCCUCCUGACUGUUCCUCUCUCUCGCUGGUCUCACAUGCCCUGUGAUAGCGUUCCCGUUGUGUGUCCGAUGCUCUGUGUUCCUCCAGCCUCUGCUCCUCUGGCUCAUCCCAUUGCCACUGGCUUGUGGCUCUGGUAUCUCCCAGUGGGAUGUGCAGCCACCAGUCUGGCUGUGCUCCUGUCAGGCACUGGGGUGUGGAGUGCUGGUGUUGGAGCAUCGGCCUGUUCUGCUUGUGUGAUAUCGAUACCUCAGUUGCAAUAAUGAAAAAGCUCUUUGGCUUUGGUGUGGGUCGUCACCGUCUCCUGGUGUCUGUGUUGUCAUGAUUAGGCCAAAGCCUGUGUCACUGAUGUAAUCCUGCGAGUCCUGCUUGAGCUUUACUUCUGGUUUGGUCCACUUGAGCAAUAUUGUGGCACAUCCUUUGCUGAGAAGAUCCACCAAUAACACAAUAACAGUUAUGAGGAAUAGGGAGCUCUGUGCUCGCAGGGAGGCAGGUUUGGGUUGGUUCAUGUGGUUCCUUUUGCCUGAGGAAUUCACACACUGUUGCUGUAGGAGCCCACCCGUGUUUCAAGGUUGUGACUACCUCCUCUUCACCUCUGAGUAGUGACUGAGCCCUGAGGGCAGUCCCUGGGCCCCCUCAGACCACCCCUCCUGCUGCCGAGCGUUUGCCGUGCCACGCUCAGGAGGGAAGCCGAGGGAGAUGGCACUUCUCACCAAGUAGCUGUGUGCAAGGAUUAUUGCUUUGAAUUGCUUCAAAACACCACAACUACUGAAAUUAGCUGGGACGUUUAGAGGUCUUCCAAACUUUGGUUGUUUUGGUUUUGUUUUGUUUUUUUUCCAAUUCUGCACAAGAACCACUGUCUUCAGCCUGCGCUUUAGUUAUCUCCUGGAGCUGUUCAAUCUGUCCUCGAUAGCAGGAGAGCAGAGACAUUCUCAGACUGAUGCUGGUCAGGUUUGGUACCAUUUGCUGGCUCUGGAUAACCUCAAGCAUAGUUGAUAGUAGCACAAUAAGCACUAUGGAAUAUAUUGUCAGUGGGCUACACACUGAGCAUGUUGUAUGAAACCUCAACCCUUUCAGUCCAUGACUCCCCGUGCACCCGCUGCUGCAGUCGGCUGGGGAGCUGUCCUGUGGCCUGGGCAGCUCUUUCCCUUGAGUUGGAUGAGUUGUUUUCUUGAUAUUUUCUUUAAAUAGUCUUUUUUCCCCAGCAGAACUUCCUCUGAAUGUUGACACUCUGUGACCAUCCCCGUAGCUCUGUGCCAAGUAACGUCACCAGCUCUGGGUGACGCAAACCCCCGUGUGUGGAGCGAUGCUGCUGCUGCAGAGCAGCCCUGCCCCAGCCCAACCCAGGGUCUACACAUCCAAGGAGGUCUGUGUUGCCUCCCACAGCCCUCAUGCUCCCCAUCCUUGGACCACCAGCUGGGGAAAACCAACCUAAACCACCCUGUGCAUCCUCUGCUUUGUCCAUCCUGAGCUGGGAGACCUCUUCCAUCACCCCAGACUCAUCCUAUGGCACAGAGAGUGUAAUGGAAGAGGAUACUUGAAAAUUUUGCCCUUCUUUCAUGGAGUUCUUGACUCUGUGCCAGUAAGAAUGAGAUUCUGAACCAGACUGUCCACAACCCAGACUGAAACGACCCUAUUCUUUGGGAUGGUUUCCCUCUCUGUCCUGUGCUGAAAUCUCACUGCUCUGCCCGGCUGGUUCAGCUGUGGGAUGGUUGGACUCCAGGAUCAAUUAUUCUGUGCUGCCCUAUCCCUCCCUGCUCAUCUCAGAGCAGCAGUUGGGCCCAGAGCUAUGCUGGGGAAAUGGGUAACUGGGGUAAAAUUACCUUUAAAAAACAUUAUUUAAGGAAUUUCUCAAUGUCCCCCAGCCCUGCAGCAGCCCAGCCUCCUUUGUAUGUGCAGAACAACUCAAUUAAGGUUGCCAUUACCCUGUCCUGUAUUGCCAUUCUUUGUCCAGCCUGCUUUCCCUUUGAACAAAGGAUACUCAAAUCAUCUUUUUACACUCACAAAAAUCAAGUGCAACUUGCCAAUCUCCUCAGUAUUGUGCAAACCACGGUCCUGGUCUCUGCCACCUUCUUCUCAGUUUUUCUGAUGGUAAUUUCUGCCCUGAAUGACUUCUUUUCGUUGUAAAUAAAGCAUGCACAUCUGGAUUGGGAAUGGUGAAAAACAACAACAAAAAAAAAUAAAAAUAAAAGCCUCUUCUACUGCUGUUUGCAUUCAAAGUCGCAUGCAGUGAUUUUACAGCAAAAUAUCAGUUUACAACUAUUACGAGAAAAAGAAAAUGUUACACAGGAACUAGAAAUACUCCAGUCUUCCGCUGCAUGCAGCACAACAUUCUCUCUUGAUGUGGUAUCUAAUAAAGUGAGACUAUUGGAAAA
Messenger RNA from Lepidothrix coronata (blue-crowned manakin), 4941 nucleotides. RefSeq names its product rabphilin 3A (gene RPH3A). The coding region runs from base 235 to 2301 and encodes 688 amino acids. Lineage: Eukaryota; Metazoa; Chordata; Aves; Passeriformes; Pipridae. Gene Ontology annotation, molecular function: small GTPase binding. The record is from RefSeq and is a predicted model, not a curated record. The transcript is spliced from 20 exons. Gene Ontology annotation, biological process: intracellular protein transport. Gene Ontology annotation, cellular component: membrane.